Molecule: messenger RNA, 1221 nt
Organism: Ambispora leptoticha
Lineage: Eukaryota; Fungi; Glomeromycota; Glomeromycetes; Archaeosporales; Ambisporaceae
Source: the annotation of a GenBank genome assembly
AUGACCACACACGUCCUUCUCUCUCAAAAACCAGAGUACCAGCAUAAAACAUGCUCUUUUUGUCAGAAAGAAUUGGAGUUCAAAAUACCAAAUACCACAACGCCAACGAUUCACGUCCAAUGUUACUCUUGUUCCAAAAAGAACACCUUUAAUACCAUAUCUUUGACUAAUUCUAAGAAUGCUACUAAUGGAACUAGCACUAAAAAGGGUGCUCAGAGACGAAAAUUUGGAACAGACCAAGAACCAUUGGAGACUAAGUAUUAUGAUCUCCUUGGGGUAUCACCAACUGCGGAUGUAAAUGAAAUAAAAAAACAGUAUUAUAAACUGGCCCUCCAAUAUCACCCAGAUAAAAAUAAAGCAUCAGAUGCAGAGCAAGUGUUUAAAGAGAUAUCAGUAGCAUAUCAAGUAUUAUCAGAUCCGGUAUUAAGAAGAAAAUAUAAUGAAUUUGGAACGCGAGAUGUUGAACCCGAAGGAGGCUUUGUCAAUCCUGAAGAUUUCUUCAGACAACAAUUCGGGGGAGAUCGCUUUGUCGAUAUAAUCGGCGAGAUAUCAAUUGGCCGAGACAUGAAAGAAGUAUUACAAAAUGCAGCAGAAGAGGAUGGCACCGAUACAUCUGAAGUUAAAAUACGAAAAGAAGCAAACAAAAAUAUCAUGGAUGAAGAACGAGAACGAAUUAAACAGCAACGUAUUGAAAAAUUGGUGGCAAAUUUAAUUCACAAACUGACAAUAUAUGUUGAAUCGAAUAAUAGUGCCGAGGAGGAAGCGUAUAGUAAAAUGAUUGAAAUCGAAGCAGAUGAACUAAAGACAGAAUCAUAUGGCGUGGAAUUAUUACGUGCAAUUGGUUUCACUUAUUCGUUGAAGGCUAAACAGUAUUUAGGAGGGGAACAAAUGUUUGGGUUGCCUCGAGUUGGACAUAUUCUUCGAGAAAAGGGACACGUGUUUAGUGAAACACUAUCAACCUUGAAGUCUGCAAUAGACUUACAGCAGUCAUUUAAUCAACUGCAAGAAGCUGAAAAAAAGGGUCUUGAUGAAAAUGAAAAGACCAAAGGUUCAAAACUUGAAGUAGAAAGUGUAUUAAGGGAGGUGUGUGAUCGAGUGCUGACAGAUACGAAAGUACAAAAAGCAAUAUUACGAAAACGUGCGGAGGGAUUAAAAAUAAUUGGAAGUAUAUAUGAAAAUGUAAAACCAGACAGUGUUGAAAUGAAACCAUUCUCUGGAUGA